Micromonas commoda is the source of this 2730-nucleotide messenger RNA. RefSeq lists its product with no specific name. The transcript has a single exon. NCBI's taxonomy places the organism in Eukaryota, Viridiplantae, Chlorophyta, Mamiellophyceae, Mamiellales, Mamiellaceae. Bases 1 to 2466 code for a protein of 821 amino acids. The record is from RefSeq and is a predicted model, not a curated record.
AUGGCGACUUGUCUCGAACCCGGUCGCGCGGCGUGGCGCGGGCCGGUGAACGCGCGGGGCGCGCUUCGAGGCGAUUCGACCGGUCGCCCGCGACGCGCCCCCCGCCCUGCCGGCACGCCCGGCACAUCCGGCGAACGAAGCCGCAGCAGAGGCGCUCGCCUCGUCAACCGCGCCCGCGCGGACGAAGACGGACGCGACGCCGCCGCCGCCGCCGCGAGGCUCGCGCCCCUCGAGGCGUCCACCGCCGCGGGCUCCGAGCUCGAGCGCAUACUCAAGACCGACCCGGUCGCCUUCGAGCGCGCGCUCUCGGACCAGGUCGGCUCCCGCCCCCCGGCCCCCCCUCCCCUCCUGCCGCAAUCCCUACUCUCGGAGUUUACGCUUUUUUUUUGGCCGACCCGCCUCGGAUUUUGGCCAGCCGCCGCCCGCCGGCGCGGGCGGUGGGAUGCGCGCACGCGGCCGGAACGCGCCGGGGAGGGUUACGAGUGCGGGUGUUUCGGCGCGUCGAGCGAAGGCGCGGGCGGCGGGCCCCGCGCCGAGUCACCGCGCGCGCGUUCCCCCCUCGCAUCCCGUCGCGAAGAAAAAGCGCAACGACCACUUUUUUCACGCUUUUCCGCCCGGGCAAACAACGCGUCGAGUCACGAACGUUUCACCCGAAUGCUUACCGAAUCUAUCCCCCCUCCCAUCGUGUUCCCUCGUUCGCAGCUUCGCGCGAUGGCAUCCGACGUGUUCCACCCGUCGUUCCCCGGCGGACGCUCGGGUUCCCUCCGCGACCGCGUCGGCGGCUCGUUCGGAGCACAGCCGUCGUCGUUGCAACCCGGGCACAGCUGCGACUUGCGGGAAAAGCCCGGCGCGGGCGACGGCUUCCCGUCGACGGAGUACCUCCAGCUCGAGGGCGUCAUCUCGUCCAAGGGUGCGUCCUCGGGGGCUGCCGAAGGGGGUGCCGAAGGGGGUGCCGACGCAUCGAUGUCCAGGCUGGACAAGUCGUCCAAGGGUGCCAAGAACGGGCACCCGAAGGAGCCGUGCGAGGAUGAGCGCAACCCCAGCUCGCGGCCCAACGCGGACAAGGCGGAGCGCGUCAUCUUGUCCGAGCUCGCCGACGCCGUCGCGUUUGGGGCGAAAGUCGACCGCGCGAACGAGCUCAGGGACGCGAUGUACCUAUCCGUGGUGGCGCGACACUGCGCUCUCGGCGUCCCGCUCGUUCCCGAGGUGGAAGCCUUUCAAGGUUCGAGGGGCUCGUCGAGGGGGUCCGCUUUGUUUGGGGGGUCCGUCUCGGGGCGAGGAGUCGGCGGCGGCGGAGGGAGGCGAACCGGGGCGCACGAUCGCAAGGUUUCCCGCCUGGUCCGCGAGUGCCUCCCCACGGGCGCCGACGAGCUCAUCGAGCGGCACAUCGACCGGAUCAUCUCCGACGUUGAGGCUUUUGGUCUGUCGGACGGCGCGCUCGCGGGGGCGUAUCGUAAGAGCGCUUUGUUUGGAUACUUUUUGCGAUGCGCGGCGACGCGGCUUGCGCUGGAGCACUCGUUCCAGGCCACGCCCACCCGGGACGAGAGGCUCCCGGGUGACGACGAGGAGCACGCGCGUCACCUGCGGGAGGACGGGUACGAGCUCGUGUCGAACAUAUCGUCCCUGCCCGCGUAUCCCAGCUCCAUCGGCGACUGGAUAGCGGAGGAUGGCGACGACGUCGACGACGAGCAGCGCGUCGACCCGGCGGUUUCGGAGGCGAGGGCGCGACGGAGGCGCGAGGCCGAGGCGACGUUUAGGGCGCAGGCGACGCGCGCUAAAGCCGAGGCGACGUCCCGGACCGCACGUUCCGACAUCACCGAGUCGACAUCACCGAGGACCGCCGGGAGCGACGAGUUCGACGCCGACUCCCCCGAGGCUGAGCUGGAACGCGCGAGGGAGAGGCGGCGGGAGCGUCAGUGGCGCCGCGCGUUGGGCGGCGCGUACCCCGAUCGACCGCUCGCCGCGUUCCCCUCGUCCAUCGGCGAUUGGAUCGCAUCUUCUUCGUCCGCCGACGACGACGCCGAGUACGACGAACCCUUCUACGAGAAGCCCAUCUUUGACGCCGUCGAGGAUGCGGACGCCGCGCCCAACCUGCGAGCCUUCGUGGACGCGAUGGAGCCGACGCUUCGCGCACAGCUGGCGACGAUUGGCCAGGCGGACGUCGCCGCCGUGCUCGACUCGCACGUCGCCGCGCUCUUCUACGGGGACGUCGAGGCGGCCCCGCGGGACGUUCGUGGAGCCACGGCAGGCGGCGAUGGAGUCGAGGCGGAGGUCGUCUCGUUUGAUUUCGCGGGUCUCGCGGGUCUCUCGAAAGGGUUGAUGCCGCUGGACGGCUUGCGGUACAUGGUGGUGGAGGCUUGCGCGUUCGGGGCGAGUUUGUGGAGCGCGGAGAGGCGUUGCGAGAGGUACGAUCUCACGCGAAGGAGCGUCGACGGCGCCAAGGAUCAGAGCGAGUCGCGGCGAUGAGAGCACAUGGGUGGCGGGGAUUUGUUUGGGGGGACACGAGACGAGACGGGGGGAAAACAAUCGGGGGGAAACGCGUCGACGACGUGAAAGUUAGCGAGUGUGCGGGCGCGGUCAAACGGAACCCAGCCUCCCCUUUGACUCGGGGGGGCGGGUGCCGCGCCCGAUGCGUGUAUUCUUUUGGAGUUCGCGACGAGAUGAACGAAGCGAGACCUAAUAACCUAUGAGCAUGUAUCCAUAUUUCAACAAGACAGGAAAAGAGUGGCU